AUGACGAUUUUAUCGUUAUCAGUUCUCUUUUUAUUUCUUUCAAUUGAUUUUGCAAAAAGUUUGUAUAGCAAAUCUUUGGAUUGGAAUAAAUACGAUGAUCGCGAAUAUUCCGAUAAUUUUGCAAGAUCAGAUUUUGGUUCCAUAACAGGAUGGAAAAAUGAUCGUGCAAAAAUUUCCAAUAAAAGUUUAAGAAUAACAUUAAAAAAACAAUCGUUAUCAGAUAAAUGUGGAAUUGUAUCAAAUACAAUGAUUACAUCUGGUACUGAAUAUCAAUUGGAAUUUUCAGUGAAAUUUCAUAGUGAAUUUGAUUGGAGUCGAGGUGGAAAAGUUGGCUUUGGUUUAGGUAUGGGUGAACAUAAUACGGGAUGUCGUGUACCUACGAAAGGUGAAGGUGCAACAUUACGUUUAAUGUGGUAUCAAAAUGAUCAGAAAAGAGUUUAUUUUAUUCCAUAUCUUUAUUAUUAUAAAAUGCCGGGAAAUUGUGGAGAUAAUUUUGGCAAAUCUUAUCCGAAAACCGGUAGUCUUGAAAGAGGUAAAUGGUAUCAAAUACAAAUGUAUAUGAAAUCUAAUGCGGGUGAAAAUAAAAAUGGACAUGUGACAAUCAAAGUCAAUAAUGAAAUAUUAAUUGAUCAGAAAAUCUGUUGGACAAAACAAGAAAAUAAAAGAUUUAUCGACAAUUUGUCGUUUCACACAUUUCGUGGUGGAAGUAAUGUGACCAUUUGGGGAUCAAACACUGAUGGUUAUAUCUAUUAUGACAAUUUAUCAGUCAAACAAAUCAAAUAA
Adineta ricciae is the source of this 783-nucleotide messenger RNA. The record is from the annotation of a GenBank genome assembly. NCBI's taxonomy places the organism in Eukaryota, Metazoa, Rotifera, Eurotatoria, Adinetida, Adinetidae.